AUGGCGCAUUCUGUGGGAGGUGCUUCUGCAGUGUAUGAUGCGGUGCACAAUGGGAUCGAAGCGCAUACGAUCGCGGGACGGAAGCAAAGUCAGCGGCCGGCGUUCGAUCAGAAGCCCAAGGGAGUCGCGCGGGGCAAUGAAUCGGACGUCGACGAUGCUCGCUCGGCAGCUGCCAUCCCCGGGCACUCGCCUGCCACCUGCACCGGCCGCUGCAGCCCCCGCCUCGCGAGCGUCGCUGCCACUGCUGCCACUGCGCGCGCUGCUGCUGCUACUGUGUGCGCUGCUGCUGCCACUGCGUGCGCUGCUGCUACUACUGGUCGCGCCAUGCCAAACACGUCGCGCCAGGACGACAAGGACCGGUCGGCGAGGGCGCAGGAACAAGAGUUCAAACGCGCGCGCGGUGCCAUAUCUUGCGCAGAAUGCCGCCGCCUCAAGCUCAAGUGCGACAAGACCGUCCCCUGCUCGUCGUGCAAGCGCCGCGGCUGCUCGUCCAUCUGCCCCAACGGCAGCCUCACCACAGGCCAGGGCACCAGAUUCAUCCUCGCAGACACCGACCGGCUGCACCGCAAGAUCGCCGAGAUGAGCGACCGCAUCCGCCAGCUCGAAGACGCGCUCGCGAUCCUGCAGUCCAGCGUCACGCGCGACCUGCACCCGCUGCUCGCGCACGACCUGCUCAAGAUCAAGUCCGGCCUCGAGCUGCACUCGGCGGCGCACCUCCAGGGGCGCGCGGCACACAGCGACGACGCCGGCGAGCAGGGCGACGAGGAGUCGCAGUACAUCGACGCGUUUGGCACGCUGGCCGUGCGCGACGACGGCGCGGCGAUGUUCUACGGACGCUCAGCGGGGUCGGAGCAGCACACACCCUCUCCCUUCCAGGACGAGAAUGAGAAAUCUGGACAGCCACCGCCUGCCGCGCCGCACGCAUCGCUGCCGCACGCGCUGGCCCGGCUGACGACCGCGUUCCCCGCCGCGCCGUCCGGGCUCGCGGACGCGGACGCGGACAUGGACGUGCAGGAGCUGAUGGAGGCGCACCUGCCGCCGUGGCCGCGCGCGGCGCAGCUGUGCGACCUGUACCUGGAGCAGGCGCCGUGGUUCUUCGGGGCGGUGACGCGGCGGCAGCUCGUCGAGGAGGUGCUGCCGCUGUUCUACGCCGAGGCGGUGGAGUACCGCGCGCACGCGGGCGCGAGCGGCAGCGGGAGCAUCGAGGCGGGCGCGCAGGUGAGCAGCUCCGCGGCGGCGUUCGACCUGCAGCCGGCGCGCACGCCGGGGACGGCGCACGACCUGGCGCUGCUGUUCGUGACGUUCUGCUUCGGCGCGCUGACGGACGUCGAGCUGCCGCCCGCGCCGCACAACUCGGAGGCGGAGCAGUACUUCCAGCUGACGCGCGCGGCGCUGAACGCGGAGCCGCUGCUCGAGCGGCCGCCGAGCGUCGUGACGGUGCAGACGAUGGCGUGUGCCUGGUGA
Messenger RNA from Postia placenta MAD-698-R-SB12, 1464 nucleotides. RefSeq lists its product as hypothetical. Lineage: Eukaryota; Fungi; Basidiomycota; Agaricomycetes; Polyporales; Adustoporiaceae. Gene Ontology annotation, molecular function: zinc ion binding; DNA-binding transcription factor activity, RNA polymerase II-specific. The transcript is spliced from 3 exons. The coding region runs from base 1 to 1464 and encodes 487 amino acids. Gene Ontology annotation, biological process: regulation of DNA-templated transcription. The record is from RefSeq and is a predicted model, not a curated record.